Molecule: messenger RNA, 1314 nt
Organism: Pseudovirgaria hyperparasitica
Lineage: Eukaryota; Fungi; Ascomycota; Dothideomycetes; Acrospermales; Acrospermaceae
Exons: 3
Coding region: 398-1000 (200 amino acids)
Source: RefSeq, a predicted model, not a curated record
GUCAGCGUUUACUCAUGCUCGAUGAAACCGAUUGACCAUUGAACAAGAAUAGAAUUUUGGCUGGAUCUCUGUGGUCCGUUCGAGAGACUGUGCCGUACGCAGAAAACCAUGUGAUAUUUAAGAGCUCUCAGACUCGCACUGCAAUGCCAGUCUCUUCUGCAUCAAGCUUUACACUUGCAACUUGUAACAGAGUUGUCCUUUUCGUCUCUUCCCUUUUUCUUUUUCAUUUUUGAAAUUUUCCUUGCCUUGCAUUCAUUCCUGUCGCCCUGUCUGCGCAUACGUUCUCUUCUGCUGGCAGAUCUCAUCCAAUCUUUCUCUUAGGCCUUCCAGCACAUCAGUCUCUUCAGAUAUCGUCCAGCUCUGCCUACUUGUCAGACCACAGUCUUUCUUGUCCAUCAUGCCUGUCCCAUCUUACGGAGCCGCUCCUCUGAGCAAGACUUUCCUGGCCACCCGUGCUCUCCAGGUCGUGGCUAUGAUCGGCAUAGUUGGCAUGACGGCCAACUUUGUCAACAACAUCGUCACGACAGGAAAGGAGGCGCCCAAGGAGAUUGUGGGCACACUCAGCAUCACAUGUCUCGCCACUCUUUACUGUGCUAUUAGCGUUGCAUUCUUCUGGUCCGAGGCCAACCUCGGCCUGCUCGUCAUGACCGGCGUCGACUCUCUCCUUCUCAUUGCAUUCAUCGUCUGCGCCGUCACCGUCGGCAAGCCGCUCUCCUACCUCAACUGCUACGUCAUUGGCAAUGCCUCCGCCGAGGUCGAUGCGCAGUCCGCCUGGGCCUUUGCCAUGGCCAUCACGUCCAAUCUCAACACAAUGGGCAGCAAGCUUGACCUCUCGUCCUGGGUUGGGGCCACGAAGGCGAACUGCCUCGAAUCCAAGGCUAUCUGGGGUCUUUGUAUCGCGCUCUGUAUCUUGUUUACUACUUCUUCCGUCUUGCUGCCUACCUGCUGGUACAAGAACCGUAAGGCGGGCGCUGGGUUCAACAAGUACGAGGAUGCUUGAGUGAGAGAGACAGGGGGUUCCUAGAACCAGCAUAUAGAAAACCACCGAGGGGCAGUAUCCCCGUCAACACACACACACACGGAGUCUCCAUCUUCUUUUCAUACGUCAUAAAAGCAAACAAAAAAUGGGUGUAUUUGGGUUUUCUGUUGGACAUGGAUGUUUUGGUCUGCGGAGUUCUUGGGAAAUUUAGCGACGGCUGUAAUUAUAGAGAGAUGUACUAUCUCAUGCUUCGGAAGGGGGCGUAACUUUGGUAGAUAGCGCGUAAUCACGAGUCGUGCUUCGUUACACACGUUUCAUGAUCAAAGUGUCGUCGG